Molecule: messenger RNA, 255 nt
Organism: Guillardia theta CCMP2712
Lineage: Eukaryota; Cryptophyceae; Pyrenomonadales; Geminigeraceae
Exons: 1
Coding region: 1-255 (84 amino acids)
Source: RefSeq, a predicted model, not a curated record
AUGACAAACUACAUCGAAAAGUCCGCCCAUCGGCUCGAGAGGGAGCUCCACCUAGACUCGGAGAUAUCGGAGAAGAUCCAGACCAUCAGUGAUCUCGAGAGGGACCUGUACCAGAAUCCUUCCUCCAACUCCCGGUUCAAUCAUGAGGCCGCUGAUAUCCUUGCGAGAACCAAGAAAGAGCUGCAGGAGCUGGAUGCCGCAAAGAAUGACCCCCUGUACGCCGUCAACACAUGGUUGAACCUCUUCGACAUGUAA